Molecule: messenger RNA, 1254 nt
Organism: Magallana angulata
Lineage: Eukaryota; Metazoa; Mollusca; Bivalvia; Ostreida; Ostreidae
Product: D-beta-hydroxybutyrate dehydrogenase-like
Exons: 9
Coding region: 156-941 (261 amino acids)
Molecular function (GO): oxidoreductase activity
Source: RefSeq, a predicted model, not a curated record
UUUCACUUCCGGCUAUUCAGGGAAGGGUUGAUACCUGUCAGACCCUGACGAGUGAACGGAGAAAGGGAAUGGUUUUAAUUAGACUGCUCGUACAUUGAACUUAUAAGAAAAGUUAACUGAUGAAUUAAACCAAUUAUUGGAGUUUGCAGACGACCAUGUCCCAGAAAGGUAGAACAGCUUUAGUUACCGGGUUUGGCGGGUGUAUUGGGUCCGCCAUUGCUGUGUCAUUAGCUGAGGCUGGAUUUGCUGUAGUGGGCACCGACCGGAGUCUGUCAGACAGCGUCAAACAAAACAUGGAGAAAAUCAGAGAGAUAUCUGGCAAGGAUGUCCUCUUCUUUGAGUGUGAUCUUCUAAAUAGGGAGAACAUUGACCACUUGUUUAAUACUAUAGCGUCCGAAUUCCCAUCUGGAAUCGACAUAUUGGUAAACAAUGCAGCCUUGACUGAGCGCCGUUCAAUGGAAGAGAAAACUGUGGAGACCUGGGAUAAUGAAAUGGCGGUAAAUCUGACGGCUCCAUUUCUCCUGUCCAAACACUUCGUCAAAUCCAUGAAAGAGAAAGGGUGGGGCCGAAUUAUAAACAUGUCAUCGACGAACGGACUGCUCACCUGGCCAUGUUUAAUCGGGUACUGCACUUCUAAGACAGGACUUGUUGGCCUCACUAAGGCCAUAGCAGCGGAAAUGGCGCCGUACGGGGUGACUUGCAACGCCAUCUGUCCCUAUGUUGUUGAUACUCCUUUUAUUCACCCCUUUCUGGAUUCGUUGAAGAAAGAAACUGGACAGUCUCGUGAGGAAAGUUUGGAAGGUAUUCGAAAUUCUGUUCCGACAAAAACGUUGACCACACCAAAACAGAUCGGGGACUAUGUAGUCUUUCUGUGUUCACCAGCUGCUAACAACAUGACAGGACUGACCACGCCCAUGGAUGGCGGGUUCAGCAUCGUGUGAGAUGACGUCAUAAUUAGCGAACACACUCCUGGAUAACAAAGUUUUGAGAAGAAUAUCGUAUCUGUUUUAAUACAAAAAAUCAAUGUAGAUACAUGAAGCAAAAGUCAUCUGAACAUUUUGAUAUAUAGUCAUUGCCCAAGAGAAAGCUAAACAAAGAUACAUGUAUGUGCAAGAAAAUACAAGAAAAACUGCUUUUUGAUUAACGGACGGUUGAACAACGAUGAUAUUCAACGUUGUAUCUAUUUUAAAAAAAAAGCUAUAAUUGUGUAAUUUUACUUUGCUUUUUAGGAAAUAAAAUUGUUGUUUUUAUCAG